UUUGCGGUUGCUUAGAAACAGGAUCACCAGCGUUCCUGCGUAGCAUCAACAGGCCUGAGCUUGAGCUCAUCUCGCGUUUAGCUUCGUGUUGUCGUUGAAGAUGUCGGGCCGGGACCCUUUCCCGUCCCCAAAGUAUGAGGACGGCUUCACUCUGAGCGGCUUCAGGCCGCAGCAGAGAAAGAGUUAUAAUAAACCAACACACCUCGCCCAGAUGGAGGAGCCCUGGAGUCGCCUGCACAAUGCUGCCACCUCCGCCAGCACCCGGCGCAGUGUCAUGCACUCCAGUCACCAGGUCUCAAAUGACAGCCUCGACUUCCAGCUAAAGUCAGUUUAUGAUCACCACAAGGACAACUUCUGGUGUAAGAACCAGGUGUUAUACCAGAAGGAGACCAUCUCUGAGGAGAACAGUUGUUUGGAUCAAUACAGAAAACCAGAGAACUCAAAGCAGGAGAUGACACAAAAGGAAGAGAUCAGAGUGUGGGUUGACCCUCAGAGGCGCUCCAUCUACAGCAUUAAAUGAAGCGCAGGCGCCACACCAUGAGGAAUAAAGCCGUUUCCAUUCAGCGUGAAGCUUCUAGUCCUAAAUUCAGCAGUGGACGCCUAUGAAUAAAAUACUCACUGAUA
Messenger RNA from Betta splendens (Siamese fighting fish), 624 nucleotides. RefSeq names its product cilia and flagella associated protein 276 (gene cfap276). The coding region runs from base 101 to 520 and encodes 139 amino acids. NCBI's taxonomy places the organism in Eukaryota, Metazoa, Chordata, Actinopteri, Anabantiformes, Osphronemidae. The record is from RefSeq and is a predicted model, not a curated record. The transcript is spliced from 5 exons.